CGAUUGAUAUCCAAGAAUGUCUGGAAGAGCGCCUGGUGCAAUAAAGAAGGUCAAGGCCAAGCCCAUCUCCAGGUCCCAGAGGGCGGGUGUGCUAUUCCCAGUGAGCAGAUUCAGAAGAUAUCUUAAAGACCUGCUGAAGAAGUUCAGAAUAGGAGUGGGAGCCAGUGUUUAUCUAGCAGCUGUUAUUGAAUACCUAACAGCCGAAGUGUUGGAGUUGGCUGGCAAUGCUUCCAGAGACAAUAAGCGCAAACGAGUGAUUCCCAGGCACAUCCUGCUUGCCAUAGCCAAUGACGAAGAGCUACACGAGCUUUUGAAACAUGUCACAAUCCCCCAGGCAGGAGUCCUGCCACGAAUCCACCCGGAGCUCCUGCAGAAGAAGAAAGGGUCCAGCUCCUCUUCCAAACCAGCAGCUGACACUAGUAGUGCCAAGAUCAAUGGAGUAGCAUCAGCUUCUAAAUCAGGGCCAAAAACGGCAGCCAGUAAGCAAAAGGCGGCCGAGAAGGUCUAUGAUAUUGCAAAUGUGGACAAGGCCGCACCCAAAUCACCAGGACCCAAAACACCGACCGGAGCAGCUAAAGCUGACAAACUAUCCGUAGUGUUUACGAAGAAAUGCUUCAACGGUCAAGACGUCGAGAUCUGUCUGGGCAACAUAGCCAAGAUCACCUCGGACGCCAUAGUGAACCCGACGAAUGCCAAACUGAAGUUGGUUGGUGACAUAGGCACCACUCUGCAGAAGGCCACUGGGAAGUUGUUGGAGGAUGACCUGAAUGAUCUCUACGACCAGACUGGAGAGUUGCAGAUGAUGUCGGCCAUCAUCACCCCAUCCCACGGACUGCCUUGCAAAAACAUUAUCCAUUGCAAUCCUCCGGAGGGUACGGAGAAGAACGCAGAGACGUCUUUGGUGAAUGCAAUCAAAAACUGCCUCAAACUAGCCGACAACAACAACUGCUCCUCCAUCGCACUACCCCCUAUCAUUGACAGCUCCGUAGCACCCAAAAUCAAGCUUCCCGAAGUGACUCUCAGGGCAAUCAACCAGUACUUCACAGCACAGAAUGGAUCCAAGAUCAAGAAACUCGAGAUGGUUUUCAGAAAUCUCACUGUGGCUAAACAAUUCGCAGCUGUACUCCAGCAGAUGUAGAUUCACAACUUCGACAGGGAUGACUGUAAUUUCCCAUAUUACACUUGCUCCAAGUAAUCGGAACUCAAGGCCCCAAAUAGAACCAAUAAAAAAGAAGUUAUCGACAGUCGCUUCAAGAAAAAAGGCCUGGAAAAACUUGUUUCUGCAGACUGUGAAAUAUCCCUAGUCCUCUUCAUUGGAAAAGUGAGUUCAAAGAACUUAAUUUUUUUACUGAUAUUUGGUUUUAAAGUUUGUUUCUGUUUGUCACUGUGUUCAAUCGAUUGUAGAGUAGAUCUCAUUUAAUUACUCAAAUAUUGUUCGAAGUAUGAAAAAUAUACUAUUUUUGAUUCAAAGACGAAAUGAAAUCAACGAUAUAAUCGCCAGUUUUCUAGCUCAGCGCUUUACUAGCUAUAUUUUGCUUUCAUUGGCCUAAUAUCUCGUUUCACGUAUUCUUUGAUAUCGUCUACCCAAUUAAUUUUUUCAGUCCAUCUCUUGUUUGGUUAGUGCAGUUUGUUGUUAUUUUCUCUAUCCACAUAUUUUGCAAUUUCAGUAAAUUCCUAGAGUUGCUUUCUUCUUGAAAUUGACUGAGUUUUAGUUUGAAAGUAUCUUUUUUACUUCUUAUUCAGUAUUAUAUGAUUUAUAUUGUUUUUUGAUUUGAUUUCUGUUUUGAUACUUAUCGAUAGUAUUUCUCUUCAUUUUGUCAAAAACUUCAGUAGAUAUAUCAAAUGUCUUUGUGAUUUUCUAAUGUAUUAAAUGCGUUAAAUUCCUUGUUUCCUAACUGCUUAAUUGAAGGCAACUUUCUUCUUGAAAAUGAUUACCAGCAAUUGUUUAAGAAGAAGCGAAUAUUCAUUUUGAAAUGCAUGUCGAAGAAUUUAACCAUAU
This is a messenger RNA of Symsagittifera roscoffensis, 1999 nucleotides long. Its product is annotated as core histone macro-H2A.1-like. Gene Ontology annotation, biological process: heterochromatin formation. The coding region runs from base 17 to 1138 and encodes 373 amino acids. The record is from RefSeq and is a predicted model, not a curated record. The transcript has 6 exons. Lineage: Eukaryota; Metazoa; Xenacoelomorpha; Acoela; Convolutidae. Gene Ontology annotation, cellular component: chromatin; nucleosome. Gene Ontology annotation, molecular function: DNA binding; protein heterodimerization activity; structural constituent of chromatin.